AUGUUGCCAGCUGCAGCUGUACGUGUCCUGAUCCCAGUGUCAGCGUCUGUGAUUUACGUAAUUUAUAGGUAUUUGAGAUCAGGACGGCAAAUAGAGAGCUCUCCAAAUACCAGUAACAAUGACGUCGUUCCACCCCCAAAUUCCGGCAACAGCGACGUCGUUCACUAUCCUGAACUGUCUGAUCGCGAUCGUACCAUCCUUGAAGAGAUUCUGAACAACGACGUCCUCCUCGAUAAGAUUCGGGCAAUCGAGCCCGCCUUCCUUGAUGGGCUUCGGAAAAUCAAGCCCGCCGUCCUCCGUGAGAUGGUGUUCGACUCUGCUGAAUUGGAUCCUGUCAUCGUUGAUACGAUUUGUAAAUUGUCUUUGAAAGGAGGAAAGGAGGAAGGCGAACAAAACGAAAAUGGAAUUGUAAACGAGACGAAGAGCGAAGAGAGGGAUGAGGAAAGAAGCAGAAGCCGUCAUUUCUCAGUGAGGUCUGGAGCUCGAGACUGUUGCUGUUAUCUCGAGACUGGGACUUGUAAGUUUGGGCCCAAUUGCAAGUUUAAUCACCCUUGCAUAACAACGAAAAACAAUCAGAAUUCCUUCAGGUCAGGAGGACGACAUCCAAAUCUCUACACUACCCCAAAUCCCGGUAAUGACAACGUCUUUCCCCCAAAUCCCGGUGACCCUGACCGCGAAAAUGGAAAUGGAAACAAGACACAGAGCGAAGAGAGGGAUAAGGAAAGAAGCAGAAUUCAUCAUUACCCGGUGAGGUUUGAAGCUGGAGACUGUUGGUCUUAUCUAAAGACUGGGACUUGUAAUUUUGGGCCCAGUUGCAAGUUCAAUCACCCUUGUAGAAGGAAAAACAGGAAAAACAAUCAGAAUUACUUCAGAUCAGGAGGAUGUAAACCCGGAAAUGCUUUUUCUUUCAAUCCCAGAAGAGGGGAACCUUCUGUGGCUCCAGUUCAAAAACUUAACUUUAUGGACCUGCCAAUUCGUCCGGGGGAGAAAGAAUGUCCUUACUAUAUGAAAAAUGGCUCCUGCAAGUCUGCAACUAACUGCACGUUUAAUCACCCUGAUCCUACCACUAUAGGAGAAUCUGGUCCCCCAUCCGGAUACAUUGAUGGCGGACCUGCACCAGUACAAGGUGCAUUGUCAUCAACAGCAUGGGAUUCCCUUUGUGUGCCAAUGAUUCCGCCAUCUCAAGGGAUUCCUUCCCAUACAGAAUGGAAUGGUUCUCAGGAUCCAGAAUAUCUACCAGAGAGAAGCAUACCUGCACCUCCACCAUAUGUUAUGAACAAGGCUGUGACUGAAACCAACAUCUAUGAACCAAAUCCACAGCAGAAGCAAGUGGAAGAAUUCCCGGAACGACCUGGGCAGCCUAUUUGCAAUUACUUCUUAAGAAAAGGGGAUUGCAAGCAUAGAUCUAAUUGCAAAUAUCACCAUCCAAAAAACCAGACUGCGGUGUCCCCUUCAUGUGCACUGAGUGACAAGGGCCUGCCUUUGAGACCAGGUGAGAACAUUUGCACACAAUACAGUAGCUAUGGCAUUUGCAAUUCUGGGCCAGCUUGUAAAUUUGACCAUCCGUCAUUAUCAACUUUCCUUCUGUGA
Molecule: messenger RNA, 1590 nt
Organism: Prunus armeniaca (apricot)
Lineage: Eukaryota; Viridiplantae; Streptophyta; Magnoliopsida; Rosales; Rosaceae
Source: the annotation of a GenBank genome assembly